Messenger RNA from Vicia villosa (hairy vetch), 561 nucleotides. RefSeq lists its product as uncharacterized. Bases 1 to 561 code for a protein of 186 amino acids. The transcript has a single exon. The record is from RefSeq and is a predicted model, not a curated record. Lineage: Eukaryota; Viridiplantae; Streptophyta; Magnoliopsida; Fabales; Fabaceae.
AUGAAUAAAGUCACGGUUAUAAUAACUCGUUCAGAUACCAAAACAGACAAGAGAGGAAGAUAUGGAAAAUUAAUAUUUGGUUAUGAUAGAGGUGAAAAAUACAAAGAAGAAGAUAGUGGAACACAAAGUGCUAGCAAAAAAUGUGGUUGUCCUUUCAAAAUUAGGUCAACACUGUCAAAAGAUGGUUUUGGAUGGAAGAUUGAUGUAAAAUGUGGACUUCACAACCAUGGCUUACCUGAUAGAUUUGAAGGUCACGCGUUUGUAGGUCGACUAAAUGCAUAUGAACAGCAACAUAUUGUUGGUUUGAGAAAACGUCAUGUUCCACCAAGACACAUACUAUUGUCAUUGCAAGAGCAAGAUAUAGAGAAUGUCACUCGAAGCAGGCAACUAUAUAAACAUAAGGUCGACUAUGCAUUUCUGUUUUGGUUUCAUAUCAACAAAAAUGUGAAAUCAGAGUGUGUGGAAUAUGUUGUGAAUGAUAUGCGAGAGCCGAUAAAGAAAAUGUGGUCUGAACUUGUAAGAGCUAGUGAUGAGGUGGAAUACCAUCAACGGUUGCAAUAG